This is a messenger RNA of Octopus bimaculoides (California two-spot octopus), 748 nucleotides long. RefSeq names its product protein CutA homolog. NCBI's taxonomy places the organism in Eukaryota, Metazoa, Mollusca, Cephalopoda, Octopoda, Octopodidae. Gene Ontology annotation, molecular function: copper ion binding. Gene Ontology annotation, biological process: response to metal ion. The record is from RefSeq and is a predicted model, not a curated record.
UAUUCUACUCUUUUUUUCAUAUCACGACCCAGUUUGGUAAAUGAUCUAAUUUGGAUAAUCUUCUUAGAACUGGGCACAUAUAUUUAUUACUGGUGUUGAUAUAUUAGACCAUUCCGUACCACCGGAAUAUAGCAAUAAGUCGAUGGCGUUGACCACGUUGUUACGGCCAGCCAUAUUUAGUACAAAAGGGAUUAUAAGUGUAAUUUUGCUGCUAAUAGUAUUCCAACAACUGUCGUCUCGAUUUGGAUUUAGCCGUAUCUUGUCACCAUUAAUUAUGUCUUCUGGUCCUAUGCACCAAACCAACAUGGGUAGUGAAACGAACUUCAACCAAUCCGGCGUCUACUCUAUGGCAUUUGUAACGGUACCUGAUAUUAAUGUAGCCAAACAUAUUGCCGGGGGUUUGGUCAGAGAAAAGCUAGCAGCUUGUGUCAAUAUAAUACCUGGUGUGAUUUCUGUGUAUGAAUGGGAAAAUGAAGUAAAUGAAGACCCUGAAAUAUUAUUGAUGAUAAAGACCCGAACUUCUCGGGUCAAUGAUGUUGUUGAAUUUGUUCGUGGCAAUCAUCCAUAUGAUGUUGCAGAGGUAAUAUCAACACCAAUUGAUAAAGGCAAUGCUCCAUAUCUUAAAUGGAUUGCAGAUAUUGUACCACAAAAGUAAUUUUAAUAGAGUAAUUUACUUCUGAAGUUGAAGUUUGUGUAAACCAUUUAGACAUUUGAAGAGACUUAACUGAAAUAAAAUGUUCUUAUUUUC